Molecule: messenger RNA, 4113 nt
Organism: Eptesicus fuscus (big brown bat)
Lineage: Eukaryota; Metazoa; Chordata; Mammalia; Chiroptera; Vespertilionidae
Gene: RTL9
Product: retrotransposon Gag like 9
Exons: 2
Coding region: 1-4113 (1370 amino acids)
Source: RefSeq, a predicted model, not a curated record
AUGUCAAUACCCUUACAUCCACGGCAAUUCAACAAUAUGCUGAGGGAGGAAAAUGACCCCCCAAACAGGAGGACAACCUUCUCUGGACCAACGAUAGAGACCGGAGAAGAUGUCCAAAUUCUGCAAUCUCAUGUACAGCCUGUAGUUUCAACUCCAGCAUCAGACCCAGGAGGGAUGUCCAUACAGCUAAUGACAUCCCCAGAAUUUGACACCAUGUCCACACCUCUAAUGGGAUUACAAAAUUCUGGAGAAUUGUCCUCACCGCUAAUGCCAAUCUCAGACCCUGGGGCACUGUCCCCAUUGCUAAUGCCAGCUUCAGAUUCAGAAACACUGUCCCCAUUGCUAAUGCCAAACUCAGACUCUGGGGCACUGUCCCCAUUGCUAAUGCCAAUCUCAGAUUCUGGAACAUUAUCCCCACUGCUGUCCACUUCAGACUAUGGUCUAAUGUCCCCAGGGCUGAUGACAAUUCCUGACUUUGGAACAAUGUCCACAACACUAAUGGAGGCACCAGAUUCUGCAGAGAUGUCACCAUUGGCAAUGCCAACUCCACCUUCUGGAGUGAUGCCUACAUCUAUAAUGAGCACUCCAUCCUCUGAAGAGAGGUCCACACCAUUGAUGCUAGCCCCAGAUCCUGGAGAGAUAUCCCCACUCCUAAUGCCAGAUAUAAACCCUGGAGUGAUAUCCACACAGCCAGUGUCAGCUCCAGGCUCUGAAGCAAUGUCACCACUGCAAAUUACAGAUGAAGACACUGAAGCAAUGUCCAAAGUAUUAAUGACUGCCCUGGCCUCUGGAGAGAUAACUUCACUGAUAAUGUCGGGCACAGACUCUGAAGCUAUAUCCUCAUUGAUAAUGUCAGCCCUCACUUCUGAAGCAACAUCAACCCAUCCAACAAGUACCCAAGACUCUGGGGAAAUGACUACCCAGACAAUGACAGGUCCAGACUCUGGAGCAAUGUCUUCACUGCUAAUGUCAACUCCAGGCCCUGGAGCAAUGUCCACAACACUCCAGUCAGGUCCAGAUGCUGGAGAAAUGUCCACAUUGCCAAAGCCAGUCCCAGAUGCUGAAGCAAUGUCCCCAAUGCUAAUGAUGCCCAUAAUGUCUAGAGUGAUGCCCACCCAGCUAAUGCCAGCCCAAAGCUCUGGAGUGAUGUCCUCCCAGUUAACACAAAAUAUAGACUCUCAGAUUAUGUCUACUCCACGGAUGAGAGCAACAGUGCCUGGGGGGAUUUCCACACUGCCAGUGAGAAUUUCAGACUCUGGAGCAAUGUCCACACCACAAAUGAGAGCCCAGGCCUCUGGAAAUAUGUCUACAUUGCUAAAGAUGGUCUCAGACUCUGGAGGAUUGUCCACCCCACUGAUGAUGGUCACCACCUCUGGAACAAUGACAACAGAGCAAAUGUCAACCACAGCCUCUAGAGUGGUGUCCACACAUGCAACAGUGGCCAGAACUUCUGAAACAACAUCCACAGGUUUUAUGAAAACCACAAACAAUGGGGCAAUGUCUACACUGCAAAUGAGAACCCCAGCUUCUGGAAUGAUGUCCUUGCCGCUAAGGAGAGCUCCAGAUUCUGGAGCAAUGUCCACACAGCCAAUUACUGCCCCAGCCUCCGAAACUGUGUCCAUGCUACAACCGACAGCCCCAAACUCUGGGUCAAUGUCCACACUCCAAAUCAGAACCCCUGUCCCUGGAACAAUGUCCAUGUCACAAAGGAGAGUCAUAGCCUCAGGAGUGACAGCCGUGCCACAAAUGAGAGCCCCAGCUUCUGGAGCAAUGUCCACACUGUUAACAAGAGACACUGCCUCAGGUGUGAUGCCCAUGCCACAAACGAGAGCUAUGGCCUUGGGAGAAUUGUCCAAGCCACUACCGACAUCCAAAGCCUCAGAAGCAAUAUUCAUGCAGCAAGUGACAACCACAGCUUCUGGAGAGAUAUCCACACUACUAAUGAAUGACAAAGCUUCUGGAGCCAUGUCCUUGCCACAGAUGACACACACUGCCUCUGCACCAUUAAUGAGAGCCCAUGCCUCUGGAGACAUGUCCACACCACAAAUGACAACUGGAGCCUCUGGAACUAUGUCCAUGCCUGUAAUGAGAGUCCCAGGCCCUGGAGCAAUGCCCACAGAGCUAAUGAGAGCCAAAGCCUCUGGAAAGAUGCCCAGGCAGCCAAUGAGCACCAAAGACUCAAGGUCACUCCUGAGAUCUAUGACCUCUGGAGGGAUGUCCCCACUACAGAUGCAAGCCCCAGCCUCUGAAAUGUCAACACCAAAACUGAGAGCCCCAGCCUCUGGGGAGAUGUCUCCACCACUAAUGAGACAGCCAGCUUCUGAAGAGAUAGUCACUCCUCUGAGACCCCCAGCUUAUGGAGAGCUGUCUAUUCCACAAAUGACAGCCAUAGCCUCUGAAGGGUUGUCCAUACCACAAAUGAGGGCUUCGGUCUCUGGAACCAUGUCCACACGGCUCAUGAGAUCCACAGCCUCUGGAGUGAUGUCCAUGCCUCAGAUGACAACCUCAGCUUCUGGAAAGGUGUCCAUUCCACUAAUGAGAGCCCCAAACUCUGGAACAAUGUCUACACCACAAAUGAUGACCAGAGAUGCUUCUGGAGAGAUGUGCACACUAUCAAAGCAAACUCCAGCCUCUGGAGUGACAUCCCCACCACUGUUAAGGGCUCCAGUCUCUGGAAUUAUGUCCACACCACUAAGGAGACCUUCAGCUUCUGAAGAUGUGUCCCCAGAGUCAGUGAGAGUUCCAGCCUGUGGAAAGAUGUCCAUUGCACAAACAACUAUGGCCUCUGGUGGGAAGCCCAAGCCAUUUGUAAGAACCACAGCCUCUGGAAAAAUGCCCAUGCCAUUGAUGUCAGCCAUGGCUUCUGGAGAGAUGCCUAUGCCGCUAAUGGAAAGCAUGGCCUCUGGAGCAAUGUCCACACUGCAAACAAGAGUCACAAGUUCUGGAUCUAUCUCCUUGCCACAAAAACCAUACUCAACUUUAAGCGGGAUACCUGCACCACCAAUGAGAGCCUCAGCUUCUGAAGCAAUGUCCACACCACUUAUGAGAGCGUCAGCUUCUGGAAUGAGGUCUAUGCCACUUCUGAGAGCCAAAGCCUCUGGAGGGAUGUCCAUGCCACAAAUGACAGCCAUGGCCUCUGGAGGAAUAUCCACACCACUAAUGAGGGCCUCAGUCCCAGGAGCCAUGUCCACACCACAAAUGGCAGCCACAGCCUCUGGAAUGAUGUCCACUGUGGACAUAAAAGUCACAGACUCUGGAGAAACAUCUGCCUCUCACAAUAACACCAUGACCUCUGGAUCAAAGCCCACAACACAUGCAGCUGCCACAACCCCUGAAACAGGGAAGCCAUCACCAAAGGAAGUUCCAUCUUUUGGCAUGCUAACCCCAGCACUCUGUUAUCUCUUAGAAGAGCAGGAAGCAGCCCGGGGUUCAAGCCCUGAGGAGGAGAAGAUGGAGAUUGAUGAGGAGAAGCAAAUGAAGGGAUUUUUGAAUGAUUCAGAGAAAAUGGCAUUUCUGGUGUCUCUUCAUCUAGGGGCAGCAGAAAGGUUGUCCAUCUUGCAGCUGGAGGUAGGAAACCCCCUCUCAGAUGAAAAUAAAUCUUUCCUGAAAAGAUCACAGGGCUUAUAUAAUUCCCUCUCUGAGAUAGAUAUUCUCAGUGCUAUUCUUUGCCACCCCAAGCAGGGCCAGAAGUCAGUCAGGCAGUAUGCCACUGACUUCCUUUUGCUGGCCCAACAUUUGUCUUGGUCUGAUGCCAUUCUACGAACCAGGUUUCUGGAAGGACUCUCGGAAGCUGUUACUACCAAAAUGGGACAGAUCUUUAUGAAGGUGGCUGGCAGCUUAAAGGAACUGAUAGACAGGUCUCUCUACAUUGAGUGCCAGCUGGCUGAAGAGAAGUAUUCCCGGGGCACCUCAAGCCAGGUUCUGCAGUCAACCUGUAAGCGGAAUAAUGAGGAGGCAAUGGAGAAUGAAAUGAACUCUCAUCAGCAGACUGAGGAGCACCAGCAUGUUCCCAAACGCUGUUACUACCUGAAAGAGCACAAAGACCCCCAAGAGGGUCUACACAACCACCUUCGACAGAGCGCAGGUCAUCAGAAGGCCUCUACCAACAAGUAA